AUGGCAAGAAGUAGCAAGUCAGCAGCGAGGACCCUGGAGGAUUUGACGCUCGACUCUGGUUAUGGUGGAGCCGCGGACUCCUUCAGAUCUUCCAGUGCGUCGCUGUGUUGUUCCGAGGCGCAUGGGGGGAACUACUGGCAUCUAACCGACUCAAUGCACAGUCGACACAACAGUCUGGACACUGUGAACACGGUCUUGGUCGAAGACACCGAGAUCCUGGAGUGCAGCGGGCAGUGCGCUAAACUACCCGAGCUUGAGGAUGUGCCAUGGAACCUCGGGGAAGUGGCGAGCGCACUGAACAAGGACGAGGAGAUGAGCUUACCGACCCCUCCGCAGGACGUCCUGCACCGGCUGUCAGUGCUGAUCAGCCGAGUUCUGGUGAGGGUCGCGAAAGAAGCGCAGCGUCUAAGUUUGCGUUAUGCCAAAUGCACCAAAUACGAGAUCCAAAGUGCCAUAAAGAUGGUUCUGUCUUGGAGCGUAUCUAUGAGCUGCAUCAGCGCGGCCCUCAGUGCCUUGUCCUUGUACAACAUGAGCACCGAGGAGGAAAAGUUCAGCCGGGGGAAGUCUGCGCGCUGUGGCCUCAUCUUUAACGUGGGCAAAUUCUUCAGGUGGAUGGUGGACAGCAGGAUGGCGGUGCGGAUCCACGAACACGCAGCCAUCUACCUGGCCGCGUGUGUGGAGAGCCUGUUCCGCGAGGUUUACGGACGCGUGCUGCGCAGUGCGCUUUUGGAGAGGGACAACGGGAUUCCCAAGUUUACAGUGGAAGUGCUGGAGCAAGCCAUCAACGGGGACGCGGAGGUGUGGGGCUCUGUGCAGCCCUGGCAGCACCUGAUCUGUGGCAAGAGCGCAAACGGUGAGUCGCCCCCGGUGGUUCAAUUCAGAGGCUCACGGUCCAUUCACUUUUAUCGCUCCGAGUUGGGAAAAACUUAA
Molecule: messenger RNA, 930 nt
Organism: Knipowitschia caucasica
Lineage: Eukaryota; Metazoa; Chordata; Actinopteri; Gobiiformes; Gobiidae
Source: the annotation of a GenBank genome assembly